Molecule: messenger RNA, 888 nt
Organism: Penicillium longicatenatum
Lineage: Eukaryota; Fungi; Ascomycota; Eurotiomycetes; Eurotiales; Aspergillaceae
Product: zinc-dependent alcohol dehydrogenase family protein
Exons: 4
Coding region: 1-888 (295 amino acids)
Molecular function (GO): oxidoreductase activity
Source: RefSeq, a predicted model, not a curated record
AUGUCGCUUCCCGAUACAACCCGAGCUUUCCGUCGUACCUCUGGGCCAAUUCCCAGAUCCUUAGAGCUUAUUACAGAGAAGCUCCCAAGCACACUUCAACCUGACGAAGUACUUGUCCGUGUCCAUGCUGUCUCUCUCAAUUAUCGUGAUGUCGCGAUGCUUCACGGAAAGUAUCCAGACACUUCUAUCAAGAAAGGUAUUCCAGCUUCAGAUUGUGCCGCAGAGGUUAUCUCGACCGGAUCAAAAGUUAUCCAGUUCAAAGCAGCGACGAUCACCUGUGCUGGAACAACGGCUUGGAACGCCCUUGGUACGCCAAGCACCCGCGACUCGGGCAAAGUCGCACUACUGCAAGGUACUGGUGGAGUGAGCAUGUUUGCUUUGCAGAUUUGCUUAGCUGCUGGUAUACGUCCUAUCAUCACCUCCUCUUCCGAUAAGAAAUUGGAAAUGGCUCGCUCGUUGGGUUCACCAGGCACUGUCGAUACCAUCAAUUAUAAGACUCAUCCAGAGUGGGAAAAGGAGGUCUUACGCCUAACUGAUGGUAACGGCGCAGAUAUCGUUAUAGAAAACGUGGGACCAGCCACCAUUGUCCAAAGUCUUGCUUCACUGGCCCAACGAGGAACAGUGUCUUUAGUCGGCUUUCUUGGGGGUUUUGAUUUACCUUCGCAGGCAGAAACGGCCACAUCAUCGGUCCUGAUGAAGACCGCUAAGUUACAGGGAAUCUUUGUCGGCUCCAUAAUCGACCAGCAGGAUUUGUGCAAUUUCCUCAAUGAAAGACAAGUGGGACUGUCAGCUAUCAUAGAUCAAGUCUUUUCGUUUACUGACUCGAACGCUGCCUUUGACCAUUUGUAUUCUGCCCAGCACCAGGGCAAGGUUAUUAUCAAGCUUUAG